Messenger RNA from Neurospora tetraspora, 1482 nucleotides. RefSeq lists its product as uncharacterized. Lineage: Eukaryota; Fungi; Ascomycota; Sordariomycetes; Sordariales; Sordariaceae. The transcript is spliced from 3 exons. Bases 209 to 1291 code for a protein of 360 amino acids. The record is from RefSeq and is a predicted model, not a curated record.
CUUUUGGCUUCACCGAACGUCUUCUGAUAGUCUUCACCUUCAGCUAUCCCAUUUAGGCAGAUCAGACUGCCGUUCGUCACACCGCAUUUUACCCCCUUCGACUGUACACAUUUGCCCAACGAGUUUACCAGUGACCUCCCUCUCUAUACAAUUUGUUAGCGCUUCUUUGUCACUCGCAACAACGCCUCAUUCCACUCAAGAUACCAAAAUGCCUAUUUACAAGCACGCUUCUCUCAACUGGGACCAGCGCUUGGAGCUCCAGAAGUGGGCAGACAGCCAGAACCCGCGCCCGUCCCUCAAAGUCGCGUCAGAUUGGAUCACCCAGCAAUGGAAGGUGGUCAUCCCUCAUUACUCGAUCUCCCGUUACUAUGCAGCAGAUAUGGGUUUGAGCAUUUGCGUCAACCUUGCCGGUAUCGAGAAGCAGUUUAACAACCGCCUCCUGCCCGUACUUUGCCGCCGAAUGCAGCGCUGUCUGUCCAAAUGUAGUUUGAGCAUUUGCGUCAACCUUGCCGGUAUCGAGAAGCAGUUUAACAACCGCCUCCUGCCCGUACUUUGCCGCCGAAUGCAGCGCUGUCUGUCCAAAUGUAGUUUGAGCAUUUGCGUCAACCUUGCCGGUAUCGAGAAGCAGUUUAACAACCGCCUCCUGCCCGUACUUUGCCGCCGAAUGCAGCGCUGUCUGUCCAAAUGUAAUUUGAGCAUUUGCGUCAACCUUGCCGGUAUCGAGAAGCAGCUUAACAACCGCCUUAUGCCCAUUCUCCGCCGCCAUAUGCAGCACUGUCUGUCCAUCCUUAUCCUGAGCAUUUGCGUCAACCUUGCCGGUAUCGAGAAGCAGCUUAACAACCGCCUCAUGCACAUUCCCUGCCGCCUUAUCCUUAAGAUCUGCGUCAACCUUGCUAGUAUCGAGAAGCAGCUUAACAACUGCCUCAUGCCCAUUCUCUGCCGCCAUAUGCAGCACUGUCCGUCCAAACCCGUCCUGAGCAUCUGCGUCAACCUUGCCAGUAUCGAGAAUGUCACACGGACAUUUGCCCACAGUUUUGGGUUAGGGUUACCAAGGCUUAGCAGAGCCUGGCAUCAGCCUUAUGAAGGCCCGGCGGCCGCAGGCCGUGAGACUCAACCUCACUUCGACCAAACUCUCGCCACCGGCAUUGCUUACCCAAGCCCCUCUCGACACCGUCAGGCUAACGAACCAACCAUCGAACUGCCGACGACGCUGAUAAGCAUCACGAGGCAGUCCCCAGUGAUCGCAGAAGCUAUCCCAGCAAACCAAGCAAGAAGCAGAGCGACCGGAUGAAGGCCGGCGCUAGAAGAAGAAAGGAGAAUGGUUGAAGACAUUCAGGAAGAUCUACACGUAUGAAGAUCGCGGGGAAGAACCGCAUGAAGAUCGCGGGGAAGAUCCGCAUGUAUGAAGAUCGCUAGAUAGAUACCUUGAGGCUCAGACAACAAGGCUCGGUACGUACCUCAGUACGUACCAAACCUCUUUGG